UUCCGGUGCACCGGCGCGAUGAGGCGCGCUGGGAGUCGACUCUGACAGCCCGGGAGUGGCUCCUGGUUACCUGUCCUGUAGUUCCUGCAGCCCCGGGAAGUUUCAGGCCACCUCGGCCCAGCGGCUGGGCAGGAUGCGGCUGGGCUCCGGGGCCUUCGCUGCCUGCUGCGUCGCGAUCGAGGUGAUCGGGGUCGCGAUAUUUAUUCGAGGAUUCUUCCCUGCUCCUGUUCGUUCUGCCAGACCAGAGCACGGUGUAGAAAUCCCGGCGCCCGAGCCUGUAGCAGGAGCCAGUUCGAACUGGACCAAGCUGCCAUCUCCUCUCUUCAGUAAAGUUGUUAUUGUGCUGAUAGAUGCCUUAAGAGAUGAUUUUGUGUUUGGCGCCAAAGGCGUGAAGUAUAUGCCCUACACAACUUACCUGGUGGAAAAAGGAGCAUCUCAUAGUUUUGUGGCCGAGGCAAAGCCACCCACAGUUACGAUGCCUCGAAUCAAGGCAUUGAUGACAGGGAGUCUCCCUGGCUUUGUUGAUGUCAUCAGGAACCUCAAUUCUCCUGUGCUCCUAGAAGAUAAUGUGAUAAGACAGGCCAAAGCUGCUGGGAAAAGAAUGAUCUUUUAUGGAGAUGAAACAUGGCUUAAAUUAUUCCCAAAGCAUUUUGUGGAGUAUGAUGGGACAACAUCAUUCUUUGUGUCAGAUUAUACAGAGGUGGAUAAUAACAUCACAAGACAUUUGGAUAAAGUAUUGAAAAGAGGAGACUGGGAUGUGUUGAUCCUUCACUAUCUAGGCCUAGAUCACAUUGGCCACAUUUCUGGGCCCAACAGCCCCCUGAUUGGUCACAAGCUCAGCGAAAUGGAUAGUAUCCUGAUGAAGAUUCACACUUCACUGUUGUCAAAGGAGAGAGAGACUCUCUUACCCAGUUUGCUGGUUCUCUGUGGUGAUCAUGGGAUGUCUGAGACAGGGAGCCAUGGGGCCUCUUCCACAGAGGAAGUAAGCACACCUCUGAUCUUAAUCAGCUCUGCAUUUGAAAGGAAACCUGGGGAUGUCCGACACCCAAAGCAUGUCCAGCAGACUGACUUGGCUGCCACACUAGCGAUUGGACUUGGUUUGCCGAUUCCUAAAGACAGUGUAGGGAGCCUCUUAUUUCCAGUCAUAGAAGGAAAAUCCAUGCGAGAACAACUGAGAUUCUUACACUUAAACACAUUACAACUUAGCAAACUAUUGCAAGAAAAUGUACCAUCAUAUGAAAAAGAUCCUGGAUUUGAGCAGUUUAAAAUGGCAGAAAGGUUGCAUGGAAAUUGGGUCAAGCUACACUUGGAAGAAAACCAUUCAGACAUCCUGCUUGGCCUGGGGACCAAAGUACUCAGGCAGUACCUGGGUGCCCUGAAGACCCUGAGCCUGUCUCUGAGCACACAGGUGGCUCACUAUGACAUCUACUCCAUGGCAGUAGGGACUGUCGUGGUUUUGGAGGUUCUCACCCUGUUCCUCCUUAGCACCCCACAUGUGCUGUGCAGGAAGGAUGAGCUGGAUGUUCCCCUGUUGUCUCCUGUGUUUUCCCUGCUCUUUUAUUUGGUAUUUCUGGUUCUUUCGGCUAUUCAUGUCCUGGUAUGCACCUCGUCUGAGAGCUCAUGCUACCUCUGCAGCCUCCCGUGGCUGGCGGCAGGGGGUGUGAUGGUGCUUGUGUCUGCACUGCUCUGUGUGAUUCUGUCUGCUCUUAUCAGGAUGGUCGUCGAUGGCACUCUGCUGAAGAAGAGUGCAUCUCAUCCCAGCUCAGAAUGGUCAGAAGUGGAUCUCCUCCUUCUUCUGGGCACAGUGGGCCAUGUCCUGAGCCUGGGAGCCAGCAGCUUUGUGGAGGAAGAACAUCAGACCUGGUACUUCCUUGUUAACACUCUGUGCCUGGCUCUGAGUCAGGAAACCUGUAGGAGUUACUUUGUGGGAGAUGACUGUGAACCUCAACAUCACUUCCAUGUUGAACAAGGAUGUGUGGACAUACUUGCUUGUACCCGGAAGGACAGCACAAGCUAUAGUACGUUUGAGCCUGACAGAAAGGGUAAAGGGGUCUCCCUUUCUGAAACAAAAGGAAGCUGCAAAUGGUGGGCAGUGCUGGCAAGUCCAUGGCUGGUGCUGAUUUGCUGCCGGCUGCUGAGGUCCUUGAACCAGACAGGGGUGCAGGGAGCCCACCGGCCCGACUUCAGCCACUGGCUUACCAGUUCUGAUCACAAAGCUCAACUCUCAGGCCUGGCUGCCCUUUCCCUGGUUGUGAUCUUCAUGCUGGUUCAAAAGGGAUGCUCCCUUGUAUCCAAGGCAGCCUUAGCACUGGGGCUGCUGGGUGUCUUCUGCUACAGGGCAGCCACUGGGAUUGUGCUGUUUCCAUGGCAACCAGACAACAAAAGCAUUUCAAAGGGCAUUAUUGAAGCUCGUUUUGUUUAUGUAUUUGUCCUUGGCAUUCUGUUCACGGGUACCAAAGAUUUACUUAAAGCACAAGUCAUUGCAACAGACUUCAAAACCAGAACUGUAGGUCUGUGGGAGAUACAUAGUGGAUUGGUUCUCCUGGCAGCAUUGCUCUUGAGACCACACAAUCUUCCAGUGUUAGCAUUUAGCCUCUUGGUUCAGACUAUAAUGACUAAGUUCAUCUGGAAACACCUGAGACAUGAUGCAGCCAAGAUCACUGUAAUGCAUUAUUGGUUUGGUCAAGCAUUCUUCUAUUUUCAGGGUAACUCAAACAACAUUGCCACCAUUGACAUUUCAGCAGGCUUUGUGGGCUUAGAUACCUACAUGGAAAUUCCAGCCACAUUCCUCACGGUGUUUGGAACAUAUGUGGGACCUGUGCUCUGGGCCAGCCACCUCGUGCACUUCCUGAGCUCGGAAACAAACAAUGGUUCAGCACUAAGCCGGGCUUGCUUCUGCUAUGCAUUGAUUGGCUCUGUUCCAGUCGCCACGUACAUUGUCCUGGUGACGUCUCUGCGCUAUCACUUGUUCAUAUGGAGUGUGUUUUCCCCAAAGCUUCUCUACGAAGGGAUGCAUCUGCUCAUCACGGCUGCCCUCUGUGCGGUAUUCACCGCCACUAACCAGACUCGCCACACAAGGGCUUAGGCGGAGACAGACACUUGGAGCCGAUGUACUUUUUAGUCACUGUUCAUAUCAUGGAUUUGAAUGUUGAAACUGCCUCCAUUCAAGAUUAUUCUGAGGGGGAAAAUAUGUGAAGCCGAGAUUAGUGAAUAACUUAAUUUUACUUGGAUUGAAAUUAUAUAGCAGAUUAAUAAAAGAUCACUUUAAAUACUUAAGUAUCAAAUUUUUUCUAUUACAAUUACUCUGAGAUUUUAAUUUCCUCUGGGUGAGUUGUGACUAUAUAUGUUUAAACUGAUAGAAGCAAAAGUUCUGACUUUAUGAGUAUGUGUAUUAAUCUCAGCUUAUGGGAAGAGGUGUGCCUGCUACAGGGGCCUACAUCAAAGAUCUCACAUUCCUAAGAGCUCUUAAAUCAGAGGUCUCCAAAAUGUUACAGCUCAUGUGAAUUAUAUUUAUCAAUGUUGACAACAUUUGAAAUGAAGACUAAAUCAUUUUAAAAAUAUUAUUCAUUUAAAAAUAAUCUGUUGGUGGACAAGGUGGAACAUAGUUGCAUAAUGCCAGUACUUAAGAAGGAAAAAUCAAAAAUAUUAUGAUUUUCAGACUGCUUGGGCUACACAGCAUUCUUGUCUCAACUCCCACCUCCCAUAAAAGCUGUUGUGUAUUAAUAUAACAAAAUAACUAUAUGUUCCAAAAAAAUUUUAAUGAGAAAAAUAGAAUUGUUUUUAUGUUUUUGCAGAUGUCUUAAAUGAUCCACUCAAUUGAAGAUAGUUGGAAUCUACAUUUGAUCUAUUGUAAUUUAUGUUUGAAAAAUAGGAAAACCAGGCUCACUCAAACCUGUGGUUGGAAAUGUGUGGAAUAUACUACCUCUUCUCUGUCAGCUUAAAUAUUGUGCUUUGAUACCAAAACAAAAAUUGGCAAGUGGUAUGUAGGGUUUGUUGUUGUUAUUUGAGACAGGAUCUCUGUAGCCCAAGUUGGCCUCAAAUUUUUGAUCCUACCUUAGCCUCCCAAUUGUUUGGAUUACUGUGCCUGGUUUCAGAUGUUAGCUCUUCCAAGUCAGUAGGACUAAAAUGGGGGAAGGGAGGUUGUCUGUGUAUGCAGAUUAAACUGAUGAUCUGGUUAGGGUCUUCUUUUUCACAGUUUAAAUAUAUUUCAGUCAUGUCAUCAUUUAACAGGCCUCUCCUUGAGCCGGUAGAAUUGUUUCUACAUCUGCGUGGACCCUGCUGACAAAAAACUGGCCUUCCAGGCAAGAUGCCUCUAAUAAGGAGUGGCGUGAAUGCUGUGGUGGUAACCAACCACGUUACGAUUGGAUUUGAAGCCUCUGCAUCGUGCCAGAGAGGUCAUAAGCUCUAAGACAAGAACUCACUCAUGUUUCGUACGAUGGACAUGCUAUCACACUGUCUUUUAAAUAGUUAUGCUUAUAUGCAGAGAUUAGGGCUGUUCACCACCUUGGUCAGAGAUGCUUCAAUUUUUACAGUGGAUAGUGGCUAAUGCAGAGAUGUAUAACUGCUCAAAAUAUGGAGGAUAGUUGACUGUUCAAUGCUCAGUCCUAAAUGGACCAUCUGUAACACACACACACACACACACACGAAUCAAGUGAUGUUGUGGAAGAACAAACAGAAAGAAUGCAAGGGCUGAGGAUGGGGAGAGUGUUGUGAAACUCCUUCUUCUGGAGCUCAUGAACCAUAGCAGUUGUGGUUACCUACCCAAGACCUGCACAAGAUUGAGCUCCUUGACAUUCUAACGUGGAUAGGGGAGGGGCACUUGAGUUACCACCCUUAGUUGGGGAGCUGUUGUCAGUUAAUGGAUGCUGAAGGAGGAGUCGUUUUUCUUUAGAGAGAUAGCUAUUAAUAAGUUGCCCAUGAUCUGGUAAAUAAACACAGAUGUAUAUAAGCAACACUAAUUAAACUGUGUUAUUAGCUGGAGUGGGAGAGAAGACAUGAACAGAGGGUGUGUUGGGAAAAAGAGUUCCAGAGAAAGUAGGGGGAGUAUGCGAAAGGGGGGCAGGGGAUAAAAAUGAUCAAAGUACAUUAUAUAGAUGUAUGAAAUUAUUAAAGACUAAAUGCAGUAUUUUAAAAGGGUGCAUUGGGUAAGUCUGUAUAAGUAUAUAUACUAAGGUAUAUAUAAUAUAGCUUGAAAGUAUAAAGGGGAAAAGAAAAUCCACAAUAUAUUUGCUUUUAUAAAAAAAUUUAUUAUAGUUUCACUAUCUAUUUUCUAGAAAAAACAAAUGAUAAUGAUUUUUUUGUUGUUUAGACAUUAAAAUGUCAUAGAUACUUCAAUAAAAAGGCUGCAUAACCCAUGACAUUAA
Myodes glareolus (Bank vole) is the source of this 5363-nucleotide messenger RNA. It is a transcript of the gene Pigg, whose product is annotated as phosphatidylinositol glycan anchor biosynthesis class G (EMM blood group). Gene Ontology annotation, cellular component: endoplasmic reticulum membrane. Lineage: Eukaryota; Metazoa; Chordata; Mammalia; Rodentia; Cricetidae. The record is from RefSeq and is a predicted model, not a curated record. Gene Ontology annotation, biological process: GPI anchor biosynthetic process.